CACUCUCUAUCUCGCGCGCGCGAAAGCCGGCAUCUUGUUUCAGUCUCGCGAGAAGUAGCGCCAGGGCAAUAAUCUGCGUGCAUGCCUCGCUAACGUGUUCUCUCAUUUCUCUAGUUCAUCGCUUUUCGGUUUGACUCUUUCCGUAGCCUUUCGUUGUUCAUUUUUUUCUUUGCAAUGUCUCGCUACCUACGACCUCCAAACAGCUCGCUGUUCGUCCGGAACAUUGCGGAUGAUAUCAGAUCUGAAGAUCUACGUCGAGAGUUUGGUCGCUAUGGUCCUAUCGUUGAUGUCUAUGUUCCACUAGAUUAUUACAACCGUCGCCCCAGAGGAUUUGCUUAUGUUCAAUUUGAAGAUGUCCGUGAUGCAGAGGAUGCUUUACAUAACUUGGAUAAGAAAUGGAUAUGUGGCCGCCAAAUCGAAAUUCAGUUUGCACAAGGCGACAGAAAAACUCCACAUCAGAUGAAGGCAAAAGAAGGGAGUAGCACAUAUGGUUCCUCACGGUAUGAUGAUGACCGAUACAAUAGAAGAUCCAGGAGCCGCAGUUAUGAAAGGAGGAGGUCCAGAAGUCGUUCUAUUGAGCAGAACUAUGGCAGAUCUAACAGUCCAAGAGGGGGAGGAGCAGAGAGAUUACGUCGAAGCAGAAGCCGGUCAGAUCAUGGCAGAUUCAAUCGUCGGAAUAGAUCACGCUCAAGAUCUGGAUCAAACUCUCGGUCUCGUUCCAAAUCUGAGCCAAAGAAAACUGUAAGAGAACAAGGUUCUGGCUCCAGAUCCAAUUCCAGGGGACAUUCAAAAGCAGAUUCCAAGUCUCGUUGUAGAGAGAGUUCCAAGUACAACCGGGAGUCCAGGAGAGAGGAGCAAGCGUCUAAAUCGCCAUCUCGCUCAGUGUCUCGAUCAAGAUCUAAAUCGAGGUCACGGUCUUGGAAUAGCCACAAAUCGAGUGGCCAUUAAUGCUGCUUCCGUUUAAUAUGAAUGUCUCAUUAGAAUUACAGUGAAGCUAUUAUGCUCAGUUGUUUUAUUACUCUUUCUUUGCAGCGGGUGAUCAAAAAAAACAUUAAAUUUUUUUGGGGGGGUGGCUUUCUCCUUAACAUACAUUUGAGCUAUAGACCCUGAAGUUUUGAAAAAUGGCUGCAAGUGUUUUAAGCAUUUUAGAUAAACGCCCUGCCCCAAACGACAUACUUUCCUUGUAAUCAUUUUGAACCGAGAUUUUGUCCAGUUAUAUUUCUAACUGAAGUAUGAAUGAAAAGUUCUUGGGCUCCAAUCUAAAAUGUUGGGAAUUAGUGCUACAUGAGGAAUGUACCAUUUUCUGUUACUGCGGUUGUUCACAGCACUGAUAAGCAAUCUGGAUACUGUAUUGUAGUGUGACUGGAGUUUAGUAAUCCAUGUUGGCAUUUAAUAUAAUACAUCAUUAACAAAGAAACCCAAUAUUUUUACACUUUUUAUUUCUUAACCUUUUUAUUAUUUUUUUAAAGAAGGGGUUUUUGCUUAACAUUCAGCUGGGUGAGAUGCAUGUGUAGCAUUGUUUCAUUCUGACAAUUGGUGCUACUAUGUUAUCCCCUCAUUGAGCGGCUCAAUCUCAUUUAGUACAGCACAAAGGUGAGGUUCUUCAUCGCAACCCCCCCCCCCCCCCCUUGUAUAACCUCGAAGUGGCACAUGUACAAAUAAAUGUUCAUGCAGUUUCUAAUUUCUCAUUUACAUUAUCAUGGUUUCCUUUUUUUAAAGAUUGCAUUGUUAAAUUAAAAUCACCUUUGUAUAUUUUACAAUUCUUAUGUUCCUAUUGCUAUGCAAUCAUUUAUAAGCAUGUUUUUGUUUUGUAGACAUUAAAGGUGUAUUUCAUAUGUGAUACUAGCAGUAGAAUGCAGUUGUGGAAUUGAAAUUUGUAUUUCCUCUCUUAAAGAAGGCUGUAAAACAAAAAAUAUUUUUAUAUGUUCUUUUUUUAAGCAAUGCUAUUAAGGUAACACUCAAAAGGUUCUGCAUAUGUCCACUAUUCUGCUUGCUGUAUAUAUGGCAAAUUAGCUGUAAUAAAAAAUAUAGAACAUUU
Messenger RNA from Xenopus laevis (African clawed frog), 2038 nucleotides. It is a transcript of the gene srsf10.S, whose product is annotated as serine/arginine-rich splicing factor 10 S homeolog. The record is from RefSeq and is a predicted model, not a curated record. Gene Ontology annotation, biological process: negative regulation of mRNA splicing, via spliceosome; RNA splicing. The transcript has 6 exons. Gene Ontology annotation, cellular component: nuclear speck. Gene Ontology annotation, molecular function: nucleic acid binding; RNA binding. Bases 175 to 948 code for a protein of 257 amino acids. Lineage: Eukaryota; Metazoa; Chordata; Amphibia; Anura; Pipidae.